UUGCUUCGAUGUGCAGCUUCACUUUACCUUCUUCCGCCUGGUAUGCGACUAUGGUAGAGAAACCAGGCUGGCUGGGACUGUGAGAACUGCUGCAUGUUGUUCGGAUCAGAAACCUGCGCCUGAGCGCGAAUGGAAUAAAACAGCGAUUCCUUCCUGACGCUUGGGAAAUGCAUGUGAUUCGAACCAAAAAUUCAUCAGUGUAGGCAGAAACUGUAGUCGGCACGGAACAAGAACUAGUUACUUGGAUGGAGUGACUGCACCGAUGCUCGCCAGAUGUCGGCGAAGGACGGUGAAAGAUCUCGCGCAGGCUCGUCCCGCAGUGUUCGAGUGGCGGCAGUUUCGUCCAGCAAGCAACACAUCAAGGAGCAUCGCGCCUACAAAUUAAUCGUCAUCGGCUCGUCAGGCGUCGGCAAAACCUGCCUGUCGUGCAUGUUUGCUGACGGAGCAUGUCCAUCAGCACCCGAAGCCACGAUAGGGGUGGACUUUCGGGAGAAGAAGGUUGUCGUGGAGAGGGAGAUUAUAAAACUUCAGCUGUGGGACACGGCUGGUCAAGAGCGCUUCAGGCAGUCGAUGACAACACGCUACUACCGCGAUGCACACGCCAUGAUUGUCAUGUAUGAUAUUACCAGCAUGGCAUCCUUUCGACAUUGUCAGUCCUGGCUGGACGAGGCACGGCGUCAUACCGACGCCGGUGUACGUAUUUGUGCGCUCGUCGGAAACAAAUGCGACGAAGUCGAUCGCCGCGAAGUGACCACGCGGCUUGGACAGCAGUUUGCCGAAGCCAACGACAUGCUGUUCUUUGAGACGACAACACAAGGCCCCGCCGCCAAGGAAAUGGUUCGGCAGGUGUUCUUCACCAUAGCCGUACGCCUCACAGAGCGACGGGCGGCGUUUGAGGAGUCGAUACGCGUUCGGCCGGAGGACAUGGCCUUUUCCCUGCUGCCCAGUAGAAGCACAACAAAGGCGGACAUUGCUCGCUCACACUCCUUCGGCAACACCAGUGUGAUGAGUGCUGCCUCAACGACCUCAUCGCCUACGCGUGUUACGUCAUCUCUUGAUGUGGUGCAUAAUGGGCCCGAUGUGGUUCCUCCACUGGACAGUGGCCGCUGCUGCAAAACAAGUUAACACCUGUUGGUGGCCGGCAUAUUUCGUGGUACGCAGUUAGCUUCAGCUCUGCCUACAGGACCACUUGGUCGUCUCUCUUCUCCCUCUCUCUCUCUCUAUCUCUCUCUCUCCCUCUCUCUCUCUCUCCCUCUCUCUCUCUCUCUC
Sycon ciliatum is the source of this 1269-nucleotide messenger RNA. Its product is annotated as putative Ras-related protein Rab-33. The record is from RefSeq and is a predicted model, not a curated record. Bases 274 to 1125 code for a protein of 283 amino acids. Gene Ontology annotation, molecular function: GTP binding; GTPase activity. The transcript has 4 exons. NCBI's taxonomy places the organism in Eukaryota, Metazoa, Porifera, Calcarea, Leucosolenida, Sycettidae.